This is a messenger RNA of Mizuhopecten yessoensis (Yesso scallop), 1376 nucleotides long. RefSeq lists its product as uncharacterized. Lineage: Eukaryota; Metazoa; Mollusca; Bivalvia; Pectinida; Pectinidae. The coding region runs from base 16 to 1059 and encodes 347 amino acids. The transcript has a single exon. The record is from RefSeq and is a predicted model, not a curated record.
UUUGGUCUUGGUGAUAUGUUCACGACACAGAUUUACACAUAUGAGCAAAACCCAUCAUGCUCCUUAGCAAGCCCUAACUGUGGAUCGUUGUACCUAAGCUGUGAUCUUUCUCAAGGUAUCGCACAGUGUAUGCCAGCGGCGACGGAAGUAAGCAAUGCCGCUCCAGUGCAGCCACCACAAGCAGGUUUUGGAGACCAAAAUCCAUUUGGAGCCACUGGGCCGAAUCAGUUUGGACCAGCGCCAAAUACAGGGAUGGGGAUUGGAGGAGGCUUUGGACCGCCAAUGCCGAUGUUUGGUCGCCGGAAGCGACAAGCGGAUAGGAAGAAUAUCGCUCAGGCCAAGAAAGUAUUGCGGGAAAAUGCGAGGAACAUGGCUGUUCAAAAAGGAACCCACACCUGUACCGGUACCUGGCUAUCGUUUUCCAGUCAGAAUACUUUCGAAGUUGAUGGUGUCAGUGAUACCCGGAACUGGGUGUUUAUUCCGGUAAAAAUCAUCAGUAAGCGUUCACCGGAACAUAGGAAAUUUCAAGCUUUCCCUAUAUUUGACGGAAGAGCAUCCCGUGAUUAUGACAUAUAUGACCCUGAAGCUUACCCAGAAAUAAGUCCAUACUUUUCAGAGCAAGUCAUGCCAUUAUCGACUAUAUGCAAUUCACGCGCCACCGAUAGGACUGUUGGAAGAGUUCAUGUUAGGUCCAAUGGACUGAAUUACCAUGGUAACUACGAGGAAUACACUGUCGUAGAUCUUCGCCAAGCGUUCUCGGAAUCGUCGACCUACAUCGCCCUGAAGGAUCCGGAAGACGACAUGUCGGAGGUAAUACUGACGGCGUACGACUCGUGUGGGCGUCGUUGUAAACCCUACUGCCGAAGUAGCGACCCAAAACGCCCGGGCUAUCACAGCUGUUCCGGAGCCUUGAGGGUCACCAAAGGCACACCCUGGAUGUACGGCAAAAAUUACGGAGACGCAGUGCGCAUGUCAUGGAAUAUACAAAGUCUUACUGAUAUUCCAGAACUAAAAGCUGAUUAUUACUUCAUCCAGUUUUACUGUGACCACACCGACUGAUGCCUGUCCUACAAAAUCAUUCUCAGACCUGUCAAUUCCUGUUGGUAUCAUAGUUUUAGUGUUAGGCAAUGGAAGGAAUUCUGAGGAUAACAAGAUAAGAUUGAUUAGGUAUGAUAUAUAGAUAUCAUAUGUUAUUUAAUUUUCAAAUUAACCUACAAAUUAUCUUAUGAACGCUGAUUUCUUGUAAAACAAUAAUUUUUACACAUUAUGUAUAUUUCAAUUAAUAGAAAUCAUUAGGCCUAAUUUAACAUAGAUGCUUGACCUACAAAGAUUGAGCGGCGCUCUUGUGAAAUAUAAGCUGGAGUACUUGUAAACUG